Messenger RNA from Alligator sinensis (Chinese alligator), 2823 nucleotides. RefSeq names its product carbohydrate sulfotransferase 10 (gene CHST10). Gene Ontology annotation, molecular function: sulfotransferase activity. The record is from RefSeq and is a predicted model, not a curated record. The transcript is spliced from 9 exons. Bases 747 to 1823 code for a protein of 358 amino acids. Gene Ontology annotation, biological process: proteoglycan biosynthetic process; carbohydrate biosynthetic process. Gene Ontology annotation, cellular component: membrane. Lineage: Eukaryota; Metazoa; Chordata; Crocodylia; Alligatoridae.
AGCGCUUUGUUAGGAAAACAGACUGGGGGCCCUCCCUUUAGGGAGAAGGUUGAUGGGGAUCCGCAGAGCCUGGAGACCUUUCUUGCUUUUGAUGGGAGUGCGCGGUGAGCCCAAAUUCAGGGAGUGGCAGAAUACAGCGUUGGCAUGAAACUCCUUCCCUAGAGGUGAUCUCAGCAGGCCUUCACUUUGUCUGGCUUCUCAUUUUUGGCUUGCUGAAGACCAACAAAAUGUGGUGGCCACUUACACACUGAAUACGAGGUCUGGCUGGCUUUAUGGUGCUGUGCAAUGUUGGGGCAGAUAAUGAAUGAGCACAGGAAAAAAAAAGCAAGCAAAGAGAUGGUGAGGAAGCUUUUCUUAAGAAAAACGGGGUGGGACUCGAAUGAGGAGGAGGAGACCAGGAACAGACUGAACAGUCCCAGCAUACAACAGGCAGGUCACUUAAUCAGCUACACAGAGGAGUUUGUUGUUGGGAUAAGCAGAUAUGAGUCCAAUUGAAGUCAAGUGGAGUUGCACCUGAUUAUUGAAGGGCUGAAUUUGGACUUACCAGAGUGUAUAGAUUUCCUCCAGAGGUAAAGAUAGCUUCACAUCGCCCUUCAGGUGCAGCCCUGUGGAGCGCUGCUGACUUUGAGGCUCUGUGUGAGAUCAGAGGCUCAGCUCUGCGUAUCCAGUUGUUGGAUAGAAAUCUAAAAUUGUCAAGUCUUUGAGCAGGAAGCUGCCGAGGUCUUAUAUGGCUCCUAUCUGACAACAUGCACCACCAGUGGUUGCUGUUAGCUGCAUGCUUUUGGGUGAUAUUCAUGUUCAUGGUUGCUAGCAAGUUCAUCACAUUAACUUUUAAAGACCCAGAUGAAUAUGGUGCCAAGCAAGAACCAUUAAUGCUGACAGCUAUGACAAAAGUGGAGAAGGUACAAGUACCAGAGGAGAAACGUUUGCCUGAAGAAUUCCAGCCAACUGGAAAAGUGCUUUCUGGAAAUCUGAUGCACCAACCUCUGAUCCAUAUGGAAAGACUUGAGCUUCUACGGAAUGUUUGCAGAGAUGUAGCCCUGAGAAAUCUUUCUCAUACUACAGUUUCCAAGUUCAUCUUGGACCGAAUAUUUGUGUGUGACAAGCACAAGAUCUUGUUCUGUCAGACUCCAAAAGUGGGCAACACUCAAUGGAAAAAAGUCUUAAUCGUAUUAAAUGGAGCAUUUUCUUCCAUAGAAGAGAUUCCAGAGAACAUUGUGCAUGACCACGAGAAGAAUGGCCUACCACGCUUAUCUUCUUUCAGUGACUCUGAAAUACAGAAAAGAUUGAAUUUAUACUUCAAGUUUUUUAUUGUAAGAGAUCCAUUUGAGAGACUUAUUUCUGCAUUUAAGGACAAGUUUGUCCACAAUCCUCGAUUUGAACCCUGGUACAGGCAUGAAAUUGCUCCUGGUAUUAUCCGGAAAUAUAGGAAGAAUCGCACAGAGACUAGGGGGCUGCAGUUUGAGGACUUUGUGCGUUAUUUGGGUGAUCCUAAUCACCGAUGGCUAGAUGUUCAGUUUGGGGAUCACAUCAUUCAUUGGGUAACGUAUGUGGAACUUUGUGCUCCGUGUGAAAUAUCAUACACUGUGAUUGGACAUCAUGAAACUCUAGAGGAUGAUGCUCCAUAUAUCUUGAAAGCAGCAGGAAUAGACCAUCUGGUAUCCUAUCCCACGAUUCCACCAGGCAUAACAACAUACAACAAAACAAAAGUAGAGCGCUAUUUCUCAGGAAUUAGCAAGCGAGAUAUAAAACGCCUGUAUGCCCGUUUUGAAGGAGACUUUAAACUAUUUGGAUAUCAAGAGCCAGAUUUCUUGCUAAACUGACACCUAGAUUAAGCUGGGAAGAAGUAUCUAUUAAAUUAGACUAUGGCAUAUGAACGUCAGCUGCCACACUGGCUGAACUGAGACUGACCAUUAUUUUCUAUCUUUUUGACUUUGCUCCAUUUUUGGUGGAAUAUUUGUGGACAAUUAGGGACUCCGUGUUAUUUACUGACCAUAUUUUCAGCAUACGACAUUGCAGUCUGUUAAGAAUGAAUCUAUGUUGUCUAAGAUAUAAAAUGCCACCUAACCCUUCUUCCUUCGGGGAGAAAGAGGAGGGACCAAUAGGUUAUAAAAGAAAGUAAAAUAGAAUGCAACUGAAAAAUGUUGUAAAGAAGGCAGUUCACUGGAGGUUAACUUUAGGCUCAGCUUAUGAAAUUUGUGUAGUGUUGAUGCUUACUAUUUACCAGACAGAACUGUGGAGUCUCCCACAGGCUAUGAAAACUAGAGGCCAGUAUAGGACCAAUAAUAAAUGCGCUAGAGACAAACAAAUGAUGUCCAGAUUCUAUUAUGUGAUUAUUGUAAAGGUUGUGCUGAUCUAAUCUCAUUUUUGGUUUUGCUUUUUUGUUUUUGCCACACAUGAAAAAUUAUUCCAACUUAACAGAAGUUUUAGUUCUAUCCAGGAAGGGCUGAUUUCAGAGGCCUUUUGUCUUUAUUCCUGUGUCCAUAGUGCUACCUGUCCUUACGCAGGUUUAUCAUGCCUCACAGUUGUUAUACUUUUGUUUUAAUUGUUGACAUCCAAGUUUGUAAGAUGUCCAAACACUUCAGAUACAAAUGGAGCAUAGUUUCCAAGAAGAAAUAUAGGACUGUUGGGGAAGUGAGUUAAAGUAAAGCUAGAUGUAUUUGCAAGAGCAAUAUAAAAGCCAAGACCUGCUCUUUAAAUACUGUGCAUUUUAACUUGGUUUAUUUUCUAACUGUACAAGCUGCUAAGUUUAUUUAAUAAAGUUGUGAAAAGAAGAAAGCAUGUAAGAGUUGCCAUAAUAAACUGGACUAAUGCUCCAUCCCA